Molecule: messenger RNA, 1487 nt
Organism: Linum trigynum
Lineage: Eukaryota; Viridiplantae; Streptophyta; Magnoliopsida; Malpighiales; Linaceae
Source: the annotation of a GenBank genome assembly
CCGGAAGAAAGAUCCGCUCUUCCCCCAGAACCGUCACCGGCGGCGAUCGUGAAAAGUGAAAACAGUUUCUCAAAGCUCUGUCUUCAACAAUGGCGACUGCUGCCGUCGAGAUGAAAGGACUUGAACCAUAUUACCAGCAACACAACCACGAGCUCCAGCUCUUGGUUCGGCAGAAGACGCUCGAUUACAAUCGUCUCAUAGCUCAACGGAAUGAGCUCAAUUCUUGAGGUGGCUGCUCCAAUCUCGCAGCUUUGUUCCUUCUAGCCCUAGUUUUUUUUUUUUUUUUCUUUCUCCGCCCGCUGUAUUUGAAUCUUUAGGGGAAGGCUUAUUUCUUAAAUGUGAUUGGUAAUUUUACGGUGUUUGACUUUGUUUUUGAGCAGUGAGGAUGGUGAGGGAAGAGCGGCAGCUGCUUCAGGAGCCUGGGUCUUACGUUGGGGAGGUUGUCAAAGUAAUGGGCAAAAACAAGGUCUUAGUAAAGGUCCAUCCAGAGGGGAAAUACAUUGUGGAUAUCGACGAAAGUAUAGACAUCACAAAGAUCACACCUUCGACAAGGGUGGCUCUUCGUAACGACAGCUAUGUUCUUCACCUUGUGUUGCCCAGCAAGGUGGAUCCUCUGGUCAAUCUUAUGAAAGUUGAGAAGGUUCCGGAUUCUACCUAUGAUAUGAUUGGUGGGCUUGAUCAACAGAUUAAAGAAAUGAAGGAGGUCAUUGAACUUCCAAUUAAACACCCUGAAUUAUUCGAGAGCCUUGGAAUUGCUCAACCGAAGGGUGUCUUACUGUAUGGUCCACCUGGAACUGGGAAAACUCUCUUGGCUAGAGCUGUUGCCCAUCAUACUGACUGCACUUUCAUUAGGGUCUCUGGUUCCGAACUAGUUCAGAAGUACAUUGGUGAAGGCUCCAGAAUGGUCAGGGAGCUUUUUGUUAUGGCAAGAGAGCAUGCACCAUCUAUCAUCUUCAUGGAUGAAAUCGAUAGUAUCGGUUCUGCCCGAAUGGAAUCUGGAAGUGGCAAUGGAGAUAGUGAGGUGCAGAGAACUAUGCUUGAGCUGCUCAAUCAGCUUGAUGGAUUUGAAGCAUCUAACAAGAUCAAGGUCCUGAUGGCCACAAAUCGUAUCGAUAUUCUUGAUCAAGCUCUGCUCAGGCCUGGACGAAUCGACAGGAAGAUCGAGUUCCCUAAUCCUAAUGAAGACUCUCGCUGGGAUAUCUUGAAAAUUCAUUCAAGGAGAAUGAACUUGAUGCGUGGGAUUGACUUAAAGAAGAUAGCAGAAAAGAUGAAUGGAGCAUCAGGUGCAGAGCUCAAGGCGGUGUGCACAGAGGCAGGGAUGUUUGCGCUCAGGGAGAGGAGGGUGCACGUAACACAGGAAGAUUUCGAGAUGGCGGUGGUUAAGGUUAUGAAGAAGGAGACGGAGAAGAACAUGUCGUUGAGGAAGCUGUGGAAGUAAUUUUGAUGAAACAAGAGAUGGAGAGCUGCAAAAAAACUACUAGUUUCUU